Molecule: messenger RNA, 3438 nt
Organism: Lachancea sp. 'fantastica'
Lineage: Eukaryota; Fungi; Ascomycota; Saccharomycetes; Saccharomycetales; Saccharomycetaceae
Source: the annotation of a GenBank genome assembly
AUGCAGGAGUUUUGCCUUUCAGACUGGUUGACCAGGUUUCAAACAGGGGACAAAGACAAUUUCCCCGCGGUGGAGAACUCGGCCGGCGAGCUGAACACAACAAUCGAUGUUCUGGCUGUAUCACCGGAGCUCAUUGAUGACAACGAAGAGACGCUAGAGAGUCUGAUUGAUUUAGCACACGGUUUUCGCCACCUUCCUACCCAGCACAAAAUUCAGCUGACGUAUCUCAUAAGCUCUUCUUUGGGCAAUUAUGCGCAAAACAUCGAAUCGAGUUUACUGGGCGGCGCGAGCAAUUCCGAAGUGGUGACCAGCGUGGCUCAAUGGAAACGACAGCUCGAAGAAUACGGGUAUCUGGUUCAUGUUCUACUCUACUUUUUAGAGCAAGAAAUCUCGAGUUCUGCUUCGCAGACAAACGCAGCCAGAGCUAACGGAAGGAGCCAAAAAGUAUCAGAGGAUAAUGCCACUGCCAUUAAAAAAACAUCGGGACAAAUCGAAAAUCUGCUAGAAAGUAUUUUAAAGGUCUUGGGAUUGAACUUGUCGCGAAUUUUUCAGACCACCCCGGAGAGAGAUCUUUACGUCGGCCUGUUCACCAAACCCAUUUACGUUUUGAUAGAAACCGAGCAAAUUCUCAAAAUGCCAGCUAUCAAGCUUUUCAUACUAAGAAUCAUUGGUACAGCUGUCAAGAAUCAUGGCCAAAGCUCAAGCACGCAGAAUGCAAUCCUUACUUCCUUGACUUAUUUUGCCCACCUAAACACCUUCACAGCUGAGUUGCUCCGUACCAUCAACAAUGAUUUUGACUACCCACAGCUUACUGAAGAUAUUUUACGAGAUAUCAGCAAUAAAGAGUUCAACAGUAAGGAUGUCAAAGGGCCAAAAACGAUAGCCACAUUCUUAGUGAAACUUUCCGAGCUUAUACCGCGAAUAGUACUGCGCCAGAUGACCUUGAUCGUCAAGCUACUCAACAACAGCUCUUUUACACUUAGAUGUGCUGUUGUGGAAGCUUGUGGUAAUAUAGUCAUCGAAGUUUCGUCCAAGCGUGAAGAUUUCGAUCUGUACAAACAAUCUGCCGAGGUUCUGAUAGAGUUACUAGAGGAGAGGUUUACUGAUUCAAACCCUUAUGUUAGAACCAAAGCCAUUCAAGGCUGUCUGAAAAUUUGUGAUCUUCCGAUCAAGCUGAAGAGAAAUCGGUCCAACAUGGUUGACCUUGCCGUACGAUCUCUACAAGAUAGGUCUUCUCUUGUUCGAAGGAAUGCGGUAAAGCUUCUUACUAAACUGAUACUUACGCAUCAGUUUGAUGCUCUUCAUGGAUCACAGUUGAAACUUUCACAGUGGCAAAGUCGAUACGAAAGUGCCAAAGCCGUAUAUGCUAACACGUUAGCUGCAGCCGAGGAUAAUAUGGCAGGGUUGGACGAAGUCAUUGAGAGAAGUAUACAUCAGGAUGACGAGUCAUCAAGCGAAGACGAUGAAGCCCAAAUCUCUCGGCUUGAAAGAGAAGCGGAAGGCCUACCAACCACAAACUCUAACGCGGCCUUUAAAAUGAAACUGACUAUUCAAUACUACAAAGACGCCAUAGCAUUCAUUAAGGGUAUCCAUGAGGGUAUACAGAGAUCCUGUCAACUUUUGUUGUCUCGAAAUAGAAAUGAAGUCCUAGAGGUUAUGGAUUUUUUGGUUUUGACGGACGCUUAUGAGGUGGAGAUCAGCUCUCUCGGCGUGCGCAAGAUGCUUCAUCUUGUGUGGAUGAAAGGAACGAACGAUGAAGGUACUAGUAUUGUAUCACAUCUCAUUUCGUGCUACAAUCAACUCUUCCUCACCCAUCCUGAUGGAUCCAACUUUCGAGAAAAGGCUAUCUAUAUUGCCAAAAACCUGAUCAAGUUAACAGAAAACACGUCUGCUGCUGACUUGGCCUCUCUAGAAAAGCUUCUGGGCCUCAUUUACGAAGCAGAGUAUAUCAAUCAGGAUGCCGUAAACGUUCUAUGGGCUAUUUACAACUCAGGCGCCCAGGGUAGCAGUACUAGCGAUACUAAGCAAAUCCGUGGGGCAGUCAUUGUUCUCGGUAUGCUCUCUCUCGCCGAUAAUAACGUCGCAUUGAAAGGCCUCGAUUCACUGCUGGCAGUGGGAUUGGGAGAACCCGGUAGAAAAGAUAUCAUUCUACUAAAGUACUCUUGUGUUGCUCUUCAACGAACUGUCUCUAGAACGGCAAGCACCGUAACCGGAUCUCAUGUGCGGGAAACAGAUGCUGUCAAGAAACUACACGCCAGAAUCAUAGAGUACGUGGAAGACCCGGAAUACUACCCUGCUUGUGAAGAAGCUUUGAAAGCCCUUUUCGUUAUAUCUUUGUCGCCGGACGUUGUGGCCACUGAAAUCGUCCGAGAAAAGACCAUGAUGACAUUUGGCCGAAAUGAAUUUGAAGACCAGUCCAAUCAUACAUCCUCAAGGAUAGUAUCUUUGUCUCAGCUUCUAUUUAUUGUGGGACAUGUUGCAAUCAAUACGACGAUAUACGUCGAGAAAUGUGAAGCUGAAUUUAAGAAACGUAAGAUUGAGGCAGAGAGUAAGAAUUCUUCUUCAAAAGGUGCAGAGCGGCCGGAUCAAGCCGCUGAACGACAACAGGAACUUGAAAUGAUUGGUGGUACUAACGAGGAUGAUUUCACAGAUGCCGUAAAUUUUGUCAAGGAAAGCGAGCUUUUAUUCGGGGAAUCUUCGCUGCUAGCAAGGUUUGGUCCCUUGGUUGAGGAGAUCGUGUCAAACAACGUAAAAUUCGCGGACUGUAUGUUACAAAGAACAGCCGUUCUUUGCUUGGAGAAAUUUAUGUGCGUGUCGUCAAGGUAUUGCGAAAAGAACCUGCCUCUACUAAUCACUAUUCUAGAGAAAUCUCCAGACCCUAUCAUACGUUCUAACGUUAUUUUGGGCCUUGGAGACAUGGCAGUUUGUUUCAAUAAUCUAGUUGAUGAAAACACCGAAUUUCUUUAUCGUCAUUUACACGAUGAUGAUUUGAUGGUUCAAAAAACAUGUUUGAUGACUGUGACGUUUUUGAUUCUUGCCGGUCAAGUCAAGGUCAAGGGUCAGUUGGGACAAAUGGCCCGGUGCCUGGAAAAUCCUGACCAGGGUGUUAGCGACAUGUGCAAACUGUUCUUUACCGAGCUGGCGACUAAAGACAAUGCUAUUUACAAUGGUUUCAUUGACAUAUUCAGUGGCAUGUCGAAGGAUGAAAGUCUUGAGCGGAACUCCUUCAAGAGGAUACUUAAAUUUUUGCUGACCUUUAUCGAUAAGGAGAAGCAUCAAAAGCAGCUGAGUGAAAAGCUAUUAGUGCGUCUGCAGAGAUCAGAAACGCAAAAACAAUGGGAUGACGUUGCCUUUGUGCUAAACAGUAUUCCCUACAAAAGUGAAAAAGCUCUAGCUCUCUUGGCAGAUGGUUUUAAACUCGUAGCGGCUCGGGAAUAG